AUGCAUCUUCUCCCACGUGAGGAGGCCAAGCUUCUCCUGCACCAGGCUGGCACCCUAGCUCAAAAACGCCUCGCACGCGGCGUGCGACUUAACGUCGCUGAAGCCAUCGCCCUCAUCUCGUCGGUGCUACAAGAGCGCAUCCGUGAUGGGCAACACUCUGUGUCGGAGCUCAUGAACCAUGGGAGGACCUUGUUGGGCAGAAGGCACGUCCUGCCUGGAGUUGAAACUCUGGUGAAGGAAGUGCAGGUCGAGGGAACGUUCGAAGAUGGCGUGUUCCUGGUGACUGUACACACCCCCAUCUGCACCGACUCGGGCGACCUCGCUGCCGCGCUCUACGGGUCCUUCUUCCCUGUCCCCACUGUUGCGGACCAGGAAGCCAUGUUCCCGCUGCACGACCUCGCAGAGUACGCAUCGGAGAAGGUGCCCGGCGCGGUAGUCGUGAAAAAGGACGUGCCGAUCGUUAUUAACAAGGGCAGACAGAGGGUCAGGCUGAGGGUGGGGAAUACGGGAGACCGACCGGUUCAGAUCGGCUCGCACUACCACUUCAUUGAGACCAACCCCGCGCUCCAGUUCGACCGCACCCGGGCCUAUGGCAUGCGACUCGACAUCCCCGCAGGUACCGCCGUGCGUUUCGAGCCAGGCGACGUCAAGACCGUCACACUCGUCGCCAUCUCCGGGUCGCGCGUAAUCUCUGGCGGGAACGGGCUCGCUUUUGGGCCCGUUGGUUUUGGACCUCUCGGCUCUGGUCAGGGCGCUCUUCUCGCGAGCGACGACCCGAUGGCGAUGGCGACUGGCGACUUGACGGCUAUAGCGGAGUUCACCAAGAAGCGAGACACGAUUGUGCGGGAGCUGGUGACGAAGGAGUUUGGACACGUCCCGGAGCCGGGCGCGUUGGAGGUGCAGGAGGACACGGAGGUUGGGAGGGAGGCGUACGUCGCGAUGUUUGGCCCCACCACGGGCGAUCGGGUGAGGCUUGGGGACACCGCUCUGUGGAUUGAAGUUGAACAUGAUGAGACGGUUUAUGGCGAUGAAGCCAAGUUCGGUGGAGGCAAAUCCAUUCGCGAGGGUAUGGGCCAAGCGACGAACCGCUCGUCGGCGGAGACACUUGACCUCGUCAUCACCAACGUGCUUAUCGUCGAUUGGUCUGGCAUAUACAAGGCAGACAUCGGCGUCAAAAACGGAGUUAUUGCAGGAAUUGGAAAAGCAGGCAACCCCGACGUCAUGGCGAACGUACACCCAGCGCUCGUGGUCGGCUCGUCAACGGAGGUCAUAGCAGGAGAAAAAUUAAUCGUCACGGCUGGCGCGGUCGACGCGCAUGUUCAUUAUAUCUGUCCUCAGCAGGUCGGCGAGGCGUUGGCUGCUGGAACGACUACGAUGAUCGGCGGCGGCACCGGUCCCUCCGCCGGCACAAACGCGACGACCUGUACCUCCUCGCCCUUCUACAUGAGACACAUGCUCGCUGCGACCGACUCGCUGCCUAUGAACUUUGCUUUCACCGGCAAGGGCAAUGACUCGGGGAUCAACGCUAUGGAAGACAUCAUCCGCGCGGGCGCUGCUGGCCUGAAGCUGCACGAGGACUGGGGUAGCACUCCUCAGGCGAUCAGGACAUGUCUCGGUGUGGGCGACAAGUGGGACGUGCAAGUGAAUAUACACACGGAUACGUUGAAUGAGAGUGGGUUCGUGGAGAGCACGAUAGCGGCGUUCGAAGGGAAGACGAUUCAUACAUACCAUACUGAGGGUGCAGGUGGUGGGCAUGCGCCGGACAUCAUCGUCGUUUGCGGCCUGCCCAACGUUCUGCCUUCGUCGACGAACCCGACGCGUCCAUUCACGAACAACACGCUCGACGAGCACCUCGACAUGCUCAUGGUGUGCCACCACCUCGACCGCUCCAUCCCAGAAGACCUUGCCUUCGCCGAAUCGCGUAUCCGUGCCGAGACCGUGGCCGCCGAAGAUGUGCUGCACGACACUGGCGCCAUCUCAAUGAUCUCGUCGGACUCGCAGGCUAUGGGACGCGUCGGCGAGGUCGUCUCGCGUACCUGGCGCACCGCGAGCAAGAUGCGCGAGUUCAGGGGCCCGUUGGAGGAGCUCGGUGAUGUGGCAGGUGUUGACGGCGUGAUGGGUGGUGUUGGGAGGGAUAAUGGACGGGUGAAGCGGUAUGUGGCGAAGUACACUAUUAACCCGGCCAUUACUCAUGGGAUAUCUCAUCUCGUCGGGCAUGUUGCGGUGGGCACCAUUGCCGACCUCGUACUAUGGAGACCGGAGAACUUUGGUGCAAAGCCCGAGAUGGUACUUAAGUCGGGCGUCAUUGCGUGGGCUCAGAUGGGCGACGCGAACGCCUCCAUCCCGACCGUCCAGCCGUCGUACUCCAAGCCAAUGUGGGGCGCCCACCCCGGCUCCGCGGCGCUUAACUCCGUUGCAUUCGUAUCUCAGCUCUCUAUCACCUCUGGGACUAUCGCGUCGUAUGGUCUCUCCAAGCGUUUCGAGGCAGUUAAAGGCUGUAGGAACCUUGGCAAGAAGGAUAUGAAGUGGAAUGACAAGACGCCGAAGAUGGAAGUUGACCCCGAGAGUUAUGACGUGCGGGCGGACGGUGUCCUCAUGGAUGUGCCGCCAGCGGCGAAGUUGCCACUCGGGAGGGCGUACAACUUAUUCUAA
Cyclocybe aegerita is the source of this 2652-nucleotide messenger RNA. NCBI's taxonomy places the organism in Eukaryota, Fungi, Basidiomycota, Agaricomycetes, Agaricales, Hemipholiotaceae. The record is from the annotation of a GenBank genome assembly.